AUGGACAAACGAAUCAUUGGACUAGACCCAGUGUUCAGAUCAUGUGUGAAGAUGAAAGUAAAGGACAUGUACCAGUUACAGUUGGUCAACCUUCCCGACACCAGCAAACAUGAUGAGAAAAUAGAACUGUACACCUUCAGGGGUCAUGUCGUUAAUAAGGUGGAGAUCAUGGGCCUCGUGGUCAUGUCUGACAAGAAGGAUCGGCUGCAUUCAUUCGCAGUUGAUGAUGCCACUGGGGUUAUUUUGUGUGUGCAGUGGAAACCAAGGAAUCCUGGGACACAACUUGAACAUCAUCAUCUACCUGCUUCUCUCCAAGCCAAACUGGCUGAAGUGGAAACCUGCAGAGCUGCAGCACAAGAAGGGGAACUGUGUCUGGGGGAUUUGGUACAAGUUCGAGGCUGGGUCAGCACGUUCAGAGACCAGCUGCAGAUUACUGUUCUGGACAUGAGAAAAUUUGAUAACCCCUGUGUGGAGAUAGAAGCGGUCUUGCAGUACCCAUCUGUUUACCAGGUCUACAAGACACCAUUCAUCCCACCUGCAGCUGCAAGAAAUCUUUUGGCAGGACCAUCCAUCGGUGCCUUUAAUGAAUUGGCUGUUCAGGAGGCUGUCUCUCGUCACAUACAAGGCUCAGGCUGUUCUCAGGUUACGGUGACUCCAUCAGAUAUUAUUGUGUGGCCAAGUGUGGCAGCAUUGCUUCCUGCCAGUGAGGAGGAUACGGCCACAAGGGACAUCACUCUAGGCGUCAUCAGCUCGGCCUUACAGUCCUUGGAGUCUGGCAGGGGGAAUGUCUACAGGCUGGCAGGCCCCACUGACACCUACGAGAUGAUAAGAGCAGACUGCCCGAUGGCUGCACAACUUCUGUCUCUUCUAAAGAUAGCCUGCCAGAAUGGCAAAAAUGCAGAGAUGGGGUGUCAUGUUCAGCACCUGAUAACUUCGCUGGCUAGAGUGCCCCGGUACUCACGGGUAGACAGCCGGGUGGUGUCUUACUUGCUGUCUUGUCUGGAGACCAGUAGUGAUAUCAUUUGUAUCUCUGCCCAGAGAUACGCUCCCGUGUCUUGA
This is a messenger RNA of Candidula unifasciata, 1059 nucleotides long. The record is from the annotation of a GenBank genome assembly. NCBI's taxonomy places the organism in Eukaryota, Metazoa, Mollusca, Gastropoda, Stylommatophora, Geomitridae.